Messenger RNA from Hippopotamus amphibius kiboko, 4318 nucleotides. It is a transcript of the gene MCM9, whose product is annotated as minichromosome maintenance 9 homologous recombination repair factor. The record is from RefSeq and is a predicted model, not a curated record. Gene Ontology annotation, molecular function: single-stranded DNA helicase activity; ATP hydrolysis activity; ATP binding. Bases 310 to 3744 code for a protein of 1144 amino acids. The transcript is spliced from 13 exons. Gene Ontology annotation, biological process: double-strand break repair via homologous recombination. NCBI's taxonomy places the organism in Eukaryota, Metazoa, Chordata, Mammalia, Artiodactyla, Hippopotamidae. Gene Ontology annotation, cellular component: MCM complex; nucleus.
UCCACCCGGAAGGGCCACCUGAGCCGCCAAGUUGAGGCAGUGCGCGGCCCGGCGUCCCUCGGGAGCGCGGGCCCGACCGAGCCGCCCGCGUGGCGCCUAUCUCGCCCCGGCGCGAGGCGGGCCCGCGGGAGCCUGCGCGGCCCCGCGGUCGACGGCGCCUCGAGUGGUCCCGCGCGCGCGCGCGCGCCCCGCCCCCACCCGGGGCCUCCUCCCGCCUCUCGGGUCCCCGCACGACCCCGCCGACGGCCUGAGCUCUCCGCGCCCCCGGUGACGUCUGACACCGCGUAUCCGCCAUUACCUAGAUCCAAGAUGAACGGCGAUCAAGUUACACUGGUUGGUCAGGUGUUUGAGUCGUAUGUUUCAGAAUACCAUAAGAACGAUAUUCUUCUCAUCUUGAAGGAAAGAGAUGAAGAUGCUCACUACCCAGUCGUGGUUAAUGCCAUGACCCUUUUUGAGACCAACAUGGAAAUUGGGGAAUAUUUCAACACAUUCCCCAAUGAAGUGCUAACUAUUUUUGAUAAUGCACUGCGAAGAUCAGCCUUGACAAUUCUCCAGUCCCUUUCUCAGCCUGAAGAUGUGUCCAUGAAGCAGAAUCUUCACGCCAGGAUAUCAGGAUUGCCUGUUUGUCCUGAGCUGGUGAGGGAGCACAUCCCUAAAACCAAGGAUGUGGGACAUUUUUUAUCUGUCACUGGGACAGUGAUUCGAACGAGUCUGGUGAAGAUCCUGGAGUUUGAGCGGGAUUACAUGUGUAGCAAAUGCAAGCAUGUAUUUGUGGUCAAGGCCGACUUUGAGCAGUAUUAUACCUUCUGCCGGCCGUCUUCUUGUCCCAGCUUGGAGAGCUGUAAUUCUUCAAAAUUCACUUGCCUCUCGGACUUGUCUUCAUCUCCAACUAGGUGUAGAGAUUAUCAGGAAAUCAAAAUUCAGGAACAGGUUCAAAGGCUAUCUAUUGGAAGUAUUCCACGAUCAAUGAAGGUUAUCCUGGAAGAUGACUUAGUAGACAGUUGCAAAUCUGGUGAUGACCUCACUAUUUAUGGGGUCGUAAUGCAACGGUGGAAGCCCUUUCAGCAAGAUGUGCGCUGUGAAGUGGAGAUAGUCCUGAAAGCCAAUUAUGUCCAAGUAAAUAAUGAGCAGUCUGCAGGGAUCAACGUGGAUGAGGAGGUCCGAAAGGAAUUUGAAGAUUUUUGGGAAUACUAUAAGAGUGAUCCUUUUGCAGGAAGGAAUGAAAUAUUGGCCAGUUUAUGCCCUCAAGUUUUUGGACUGUACCUAGUAAAGCUUGCUGUGGCCAUGGUGCUGGCUGGUGGGAUUCAAAGGACCGAUGCUACAGGAACACGCAUCAGAGGUGAAUCCCAUCUUUUAUUGGUUGGGGAUCCCGGCACAGGGAAAUCUCAGUUCCUCAAAUAUGCGGCAAAGAUUACACCAAGGGCUGUGCUCACCACAGGGAUUGGAUCUACCAGUGCAGGUCUGACAGUGACUGCUGUAAAAGACUCAGGAGAAUGGAAUUUGGAGGCUGGGGCCUUAGUGCUUGCAGACGCAGGCCUUUGCUGUAUCGAUGAGUUUAAUAGCCUCAAAGAGCAUGACAGAACCAGCAUCCAUGAAGCAAUGGAGCAGCAGACCAUAAGUGUUGCUAAGGCUGGCCUCGUGUGCAAGCUGAACACAAGGACCACCAUCCUUGCAGCAACUAACCCCAAAGGCCAGUACGACCCCCACGAGUCUGUGUCGGUGAACAUUGCCCUUGGCAGCCCACUCUUAAGUCGAUUCGACCUGAUCCUGGUUUUGCUUGAUACCAAAAAUGAAGACUGGGAUCGUAUAAUUUCCUCCUUUAUCUUAGAAAACAAAGGUUACCCAAGCAAAUCAGAGAAGCUCUGGAGCAUGGAAAAGAUGAAAACCUACUUCUGCCUCAUUAGGAAUCUACAGCCCACACUGUCUGAUGAGGGUAAUCAAGUUCUCCUCCGGUACUACCAGAUGCAAAGGCAGAGUGAUUCCCGAAACGCUGCCCGGACCACCAUCCGCCUGCUGGAAAGCUUGAUACGAUUAGCAGAAGCUCACGCUCGCCUGAUGUUUCGUGACACAGUGACUCUGGAAGAUGCUAUUACAGUGGUGUCAGUAAUGGAGUCCUCCAUGCAGGGAGGUGCACUGCUAGGAGGUUUGAAUGCACUCCACACUUCCUUUCCUGAAAACCCUCUGGAGCAGUAUCAGAGGCAGUGUGAACUUAUUCUGGAAAAGCUGGAGCUGCACAACCUCUUGAGUGAAGAGCUAAGAAGACUUGAAAGGUUACAGAAUCGGCGUGUGUAUCCGUCCCAGCCACGGGCAGUGGAAGCAGAGACAACUCCAGGGUCCCUGAGAGACGAUCCAGGGGAAGAAUCAGAGUUCAGAACAUCGACCCAGCAGGAAAUGAAUUGUAGCACACACCCAGCGCCUACGGGAGGCAGUCCUGGGGGAAGCCCACUUCUCGAUCCCCCGUCCCAUCUGGGGCCUAAUAGACGGACAAGGAGAAAGCAUUCAGCUGAGCACAGAAAUAGCCAAGAUGACAGUUUGGACUGGUUUGACUCCAUAGCAGCUCAUCCGAUUAAACCCGAAAACACUGUUCCUGUGUCUCCUAGUCCCAAAACAAGUGGGGGGGACAUGGCUUUGAAAAUCUCCAACAGCAAACCUCGGGGUAAGGAAAAAAGAAAGCCAGGCCAAAGGAGCAAAUUGGAAACUGGACCGCUGGCGGCAUCAGGAGAGACAGAAAUUCCAUUGAGGCCAGACGGCCUUGAGGGUGAAAAGGCAAAAAAGGCAGCAGUGGUUUCUGAAGCAGCAGUAUCUGCUGAUGAACCAGACUCCGUCCUGAUUCAUCAUGUCCCCAAGAAACUGCACACGCUGCGCAAGGGGGGGGCCCAGGAGUUGUGCAGGAACCCCUCCAGGCCGCCCUUGCAGCCCACAGGCCCUUCUCAUCCUCCGCACACUCCUGUACAGAGCCCAGAGAGAGUGCUGGAAACUCCCAAAAGAAAGAGGCAGAAAUCCCUUGCUCAGGUGCAAGAGCCCCACUUUGAAAGUGUUGAGAGUCCGGGUGCCCCUGUGGCCAAACUGGCAAAAUUUACUUUCAAACAGAAGUCAAAACUGGUCCACUCCCCUGAAGAUCGCAGCCACGUGUCUCCUGGCACAAGUGAAACAGCAGUUCAGAGUCCUGAAAUUCCCCAACAUAGAGCAAGAGGAGGAGCAGCUCUGCCUGGGAAGGGUCCAGAAAAGCUGGCCUCUACCUCAGGAAUCAGAAGCUCAGCUCAGCUGCAGGAUAGGACAAAGAAGGUGUCACGGCAGCCAGCAGACAAAGACGGACCAAGAGAGAAGAGAGAACGUGCCCCUGCAAAGGGAGCUGUCCAGCCUGAAUUGGAGCUUGAGAGUGACACUGGGCAUUUCCAUGUUCCUUGUGAAAGAGAUAGAAAGGAAGAGGUUUCGUGCCAUGAUAAAAGUGGCAGCGUUCAUGCUUGCACAUUAGCCAGAUUGGCAAACUUCUCCUUUACUUGCCCCUCUGAGUCCAAAUCAGAAUCCCCUCCUCCUCCUGAAAGGAAGAACCUGGGUGAGGGAGGCCCCAGCCCUCCUCCUGUGACCACAGCUACAGCACUUGGCAGGAAGAGGAAAACUUUUCAGUUGGAGGGAUCUACCAAGAGACUGAGUCUUUCCAAAACAUCUCUCUUCACUUUACCAGAACUAGAUGAUGAACCAUUAGAUUUUGAUUGGGAUGAAGAAAUGAGAAAAAAGCCAUAAUCAUGAAAAGCUUUCUGGUCAAGUUUCACCCUCCCCCACUGAAGCCAGCACCCUCAGGAUAUCAACCUAGCACUUGUGGAUGUACAGAACUGUUGGCCACAGUGGGCGCAAUUCUGAACACCAGCACCCCCCCCCCCCAAUCAGGUUUUAUAAAUUCAGGUUUAUCUUCAUGACUUGAAAAACUGUACAAUCAGUGUAGGUCAGUGUGAUACCAGCGCUUGAAUCAAAUUGAUGGAAAAUUGUGCUUGAUUUUGCAAACAUUGUACUUGUAUUCCCAAAAUGUUUCCAUCUGUUUUGUUUGGUUUUGUUUUGUUUUUAAGGGGGGUGGGUUUUCCUGAGAUCCCAACUUUCAUUCACUCAGGAGCAAAUGCCAGGGAGGUAACGCUCAUAAAGCUAACAAGUCAGAUGAACUCUUUUUCUGUUUUUUUCCUUCUUUUGUUUUUGUUUGUUUUUCUACCCAAGAUGUAAUGAGUGUGGUAAAUAUUUAUUAUAAUUUGCCAAAAUCGUGAUUUUUCUAAUUUUUCUGUAUUCUCGUGUGUCACAUUAAAUAUGACUAAAGCUUUUGUUUCUUUGA